Molecule: messenger RNA, 8115 nt
Organism: Mobula hypostoma (lesser devil ray)
Lineage: Eukaryota; Metazoa; Chordata; Chondrichthyes; Myliobatiformes; Myliobatidae
Gene: tp73
Product: tumor protein p73
Exons: 12
Coding region: 208-1959 (583 amino acids)
Biological process (GO): apoptotic process; regulation of transcription by RNA polymerase II; protein tetramerization
Cellular component (GO): nucleus
Molecular function (GO): RNA polymerase II cis-regulatory region sequence-specific DNA binding; protein binding; DNA-binding transcription factor activity, RNA polymerase II-specific
Source: RefSeq, a predicted model, not a curated record
GGAAGAGAUGGAAAAGCAACAGAAGCUGUCCCAAUGUGUUUCACCGUUCCAUUGUCCCCAAGACUUGGUUAGUAAAUGUGAGUGAAGUGUGCUAUAGAUCCUGCACUAUGUUUGUGUAAGUCAGAGAAAAAGAUCCCUCCUCUCUCUCCCUGAUGACACCUGAGGUGGGAACAAUCCCAGCUGCACAUACAAUCCGGGAAUACUAAAAUGCUUUACAUAAGUGACGCAGCCCAGCACUGCACCACGUCCCAGUUUAAUUUGCUAAACAGCAGCAUGGAACAGAGUAUCACCAACCGUGCAUCUUCCGCCAGCCCUUACAACUCGGAGCACACAUCGAAUGUCCCAACGCCAUCUCCCUACUCGCAACCAAGCUCUACGUUUGACACAAUGUCGCCUGCUCCGGCUAUCCCCUCCAACACAGACUACCCAGGACCACAUUUAUUUGAAGUCACUUUUCAGCAAUCAAGUACUGCAAAAUCAGCUACCUGGACUUAUUCACCACUGCUGAAGAAACUUUACUGUCAAAUUGCAAAGACAUGUCCCAUCCAAGUGAAACUGGCUUCGCCACCACCUCCGGGCAGUGUAGUGCGUGCAAUGCCAGUUUACAAAAAGGCUGAACAUGUGACUGAAGUGGUGAAACGUUGCCCCAAUCAUGAACUUGGCAGAGACUUCAAUGAUGGCCAGUCUGCUCCAGCCAGUCACCUGAUCAGGGUGGAAGGAAACAACCUUGCUCAGUAUGUCGAUGAUGCUGUCACCGGGCGGCAGAGUGUCAUGGUACCAUUCGAACCCCCACAGGUUGGAACUGAGUUCACUACAAUUCUCUACAACUUCAUGUGUAAUAGCAGCUGUGUGGGUGGAAUGAAUCGAAGACCUAUCCUCAUUAUCAUUACCUUGGAAACAAGAGAUGGUCAGGUUCUUGGACGUCGGUCGUUUGAGGGUCGAAUCUGUGCCUGCCCGGGAAGGGAUCGGAAAGCGGAUGAGGAUCAUUACCGUGAGCAGCAAGCCAUCAAUGAGAGUGCAGCAAAAAACGGAAAUGGUAACAAACGCACCUUCAAACAGACACCACAAGCAGCACAGGGACCCAGUGCAGGCAUUAAAAAAAGGAGACAUGGAGAUGAGGAGUUCUUCUAUGUACCAGUGCGAGGCCGAGAGAAUUUUGAAAUCCUUAUGAAGAUCAAAGAGAGCCUGGAGCUGAUGGAACUGGUACCCCAGCAGCUUGUUGACUCCUACCGGCAGCAGCAACAGCAAUUGCUGCAGCGACAGCAGCAGUCUUCAUCUUACGGUACAGUGAUCCCCCCCACAAACAAGGUACCCAAUAUGAUGAACAAACUGCCCUCUGUCAACCAACUGGUGGGACAGUCCUCCCAGCACAGCCCAAGUACCUCAGCCACCCAUGGACAUAUUGGGCCAACUAUAAUGAACAACCACCACCAUCACCACCAUCAUCACAUCCCAACCAAUGGAAACAUGAAUGGAGGGAAUUCCUCUCAGUCAGCAGGUAUGGGGCCUGCUUCCCACUGCACCCCGCCCCCACCCUACAAUGCAGACCCCGCUCUCGUCAGUUUUUUAACAGGUCUGGGCUGCCCUAACUGUCUGGAAUAUUUCACCUCACAAGGGCUGCAGACUAUGUACCACUUGCAGAACCUUUCCAUGGAGGAUCUUGGAGCAUUAAAGAUUCCAGACCAGUAUAGGCUUCUGAUUUGGAGGGGGCUUCAGGAAUUCAAACAGGGGCAUGACUACAGCUCACAACAGUUGAUCAGAUCCAGCAACAACACCGCCACAAUCAGUGGAGAGCUUCAACGUCAGCGGGUGAUGGAGGCCGUCCACUUCCGCGUGCGUCACACCAUCACCAUACCAAACCGGAGCGACGACUGGGGAGACUUUGGCUUCGACCUGCCUGACUGCAAGACGCGAAAGCCGUCAAUCAAAGAGGAGUUUACUGAGAGUGAGCUAAAUUAAACACAGGAAAGGGAAAAGGAAGUUCUGCGGCAUCUCGUGUUGCUAAAAGCACUGACUGGUGUAAAAUAAGCUGAGGGAGGUUGGAGUGUCUGUUCCAGCUGACCAAUCCUGCUAUAGUGCUACAAACAUUGUCCCUGGUUGCUCCUGCCCAGGCAGGUUAAAUACUCUGCAGAACAGAGGAGUUCACUUAUCAAUCAAAUGUGGGGUCACCUCACUGCUCUUCUCGGAGGUAAUCUGAAUGCUCAAUGUUUUUUUCCCUCUUUCUCAUUGCCUUCUAUCUUUGCAAUAUUUCUAAUCAGAUAACACUCGCACAUCCACCACCAUACUCCAUCAAUCAUUGAUUAUGGGUCUGCAAUGUUCCUUGUUUACUCUGAGCAUAGCAUCUGUCACAUUCCUCUUCGUGCUCAGCCCAACUGUUGCCAUGCACAGCUCACACUUUGCGGGGCUGCCAGAAAUAUUUGUGAAUUAUAUCUGUAUUAGCAGUACUAGCAGACCAGCUCUACUCCAUCCUUCCUGUGGUAUUCAUACAUUUGUUGAUUUCCACAAUUGAUAAUGUUGUUGACUCUUAACAUUAUAGAAAAUUUUUGAUGAUGAGAACUAAGUGUGUAUUGAAAUGUAAUGUCUACUUGAACUGAAAUCUUUUCACCUACAGUGCAGUUCUCCUCUUUGUCAAGGAGCUCCAGUCUUAAUAAACAUGAAAAUAGUCUUAGAGGUACCCCAAAGUUAACAGAUGAGAAAAAAAGAUGGGUGGGUAAAGCCUUCAUUGUGGGUAUAUGGUUAAGGCUAAGGACAACUGUGUCAUUGAAAGAGGAGUUUGAUGGCUCACUAGAUUAUGACAACAUCUUACAAAUCUAGCAGUUUUAUAUUUUUAAAAAAUGAAAAUAUUGUGAAUAUACAGCAGGACCAUAAAAACUUAUCAAGUGAGAGUCUAGAUUAAUGUUUCAAGUGUAGAAGUAGAAACUGGAAUAAAGGGGCCCCUUUAAACAUGUUCCAAAGAUUUUAAUAUUUCUCAUGAGUAUUUGUUGUUUCCUUUUGCCAAAAAGUACACCCAUUGUUUCUAAUUGGUUUGCAUUUCUACAUUAUUCCAUCUGCAAAAAAUUGCAUGUAUUAUAUAAAGUGUUAAUCGCAAUACAAUACAGUUCCUUAAAGUGGCCCCCUGAUCUUCCAUUUCCCACAUUCUACACCAGAAAUGUUAAACUCUGUCACCCGCCUUCCUCUCACCCGGUUGAGAUAAAACUGAGCCAGGCUGACAGGGACCAAUGUGCCUGUCGUUGUAACAGAAUUUAUCGUUAGCUCCUGACCCAAUCCAGAGCCAACAGUCAGUGGGACGAAAGCUAGGGGGAGUUUAGACUUCCCUGUCAGUGGAGAAGAAAGCUAGUCUGAGUUUAAACUCACCUGUCAGUUUGCUAUUGCUUGUUAUUAUUUUUGUCCAAAAAGAAUUUCUACCAUUUAGUUUUCCAUUCAAUCCUGGGUUAACCAUUAAACACAUUAGUCUGUCCUUCAACCUGCCCUUUAGCUGCUGCAGCAUCUUGCUGUCUUCAUCAAGUACACAUGUUGCUGGAAUUUUCAUCUGCACCUUUCAUACCGUCACAUUCAACUCCUCCAGCUCUCUUCACCAGCUUUGCUAGACUCUGCCCCAUUCAAACAUCAGCACUCCAUCCUGAUCAUCCAACAUCUCUGUCCUCUGCUCUCUAUAGAUGAGAACAGUUGCUGUCCAUCUAAGAACUAUUUCAAAAUACCUGCCUUUCAAGGACCUCGUGUCGAGAUUUGGGAAGCUCAUCCAAGACUAAUAUGUUGAGCUGAAAAUUGUUUCCUUGAACUGAUUUCCAGGCCCUUUCCUGCACUACUCUGAAGCCAUACUCACUGUUUAAUCUUCCUCCACUACUCUGGAGUGAAACAUCUUAAGGUAGUCCAUUAAGUUGAGAGCAUUUGAUACACCUUUAACUAUGGUGAGGCAGGGCUGAUUUUUAAUGUGUAAUCAAUAGAUAAUACUUAGUUUAAAAUAAUUUAUUGAUGCAACAGGGAACUUCACCCACCAGAAAAAAGCACACGAACACCAGCAUUCUAACUGGGCUUCACUUGUGAAUCAUCAACUGAUUGCCAUGUCGGAUACAUUACAUCGUUCACUGGAGAAUCAUUGCAACGUGUGACACAUAAACUAUGCCCCAGAAUAGCCCUUGAAUCCCCAAAUUAACUUGCAAUUCUGUGCUUGGUUAAAUCUUCUAGCUAGGAAAGAAAAUCCUCAUUUUGAAAGAUCUUUGGCAGGGGUUCCCAACUUGGGGUCCACGGACCCUUUGCUUAAUGGGAGUGGUCCAUGGCAUAAAAAAGGUUGGGGACCCCUGACCCAGGGGAACCCCUUGAAAGGUAGUACCCACUGUGAAUAAGGUAGCUCUAACACAAGUUAAUGGCAGCUCUAGUGUAGUCACUAGUGAGACUCCAUCAUGUAUGCAUGAUGGCAGGGAAUCAUACCUAUAGCACUCAAGAGGAUGCAUUGGGUCUGUAAAUUUUCUAGAUCCAGUUGCAGACUAACUCAUACUGAUGAAGCUGCAUUUCAACUAUUUUUAUCUGAGGACAGAACAGACCAUGUAAGGCAACAAAAACUUGCCUCUAGAAAACUGAAAUUAAAGCAGAAAUGCUGGAAAUACCCAGCUGGUUUGGGAGCAUCCACAGAGAGAAACAGAGAUAAUGUUUUAGGUCAAUGGAUUUUCACCAGAUGAAACAUUAAUUCUUAAUUCUCCAUGGACACUGCCAGACCUGUUAGAAAAUCACAAAAUACCCAGCAUUUUGUUGUAUAGUGAAACGCAAUGCACUGUUGACCAGAUUCUGAUCCUUCUCUUUCUGUCCCAGACUGUUUCCAGGUCAAUUAAUUUCAGGUAUUUUAAUGCAUGUUAAUUUCUUUUUAAUUGAAAUACUUUAAUCCCGAGCUCUUGUGCAAAAUCUUACUAAGACUUUCACUGAAAAUGUGUUGUUCCAUCGGUUUUAAACAAUAUGUAAAUAUAUAUAUAUUUUCCUUUUGGAUGUAUUUUGUGAUGUACACACCUUGCAGGGCAAGGCAAUUCUAUCCCAAUGAACUAAUGGAAGAAAAAUUCCUCAAGCCAUCUGUAGCAGAUGCAGUCAAAUUUACAGCGUGUAGUGCUGCAGUGUUGCAUUUAGAGCCAGUGGCUAUUGCUUCUGUCCCAUUGUGGAAAAGACUGAGCUCCUGGAAGCACGGUUCAUUCUUUCUCAGCUAAAAAACAGGGUAAAUAAUGGAUGGUAGAAGUUCCCAGUGGGCCACACUGCAGGGAGACAAAUAAAUGGCUUUUUGUUUCUUCUUGACGUCAACCAUGUUAUUUUCAAAACUGUCCAUUGUUAAAAUGGGCAGCCCAAUUAGAGGAAGAAAAGUCGCCUCCAAAAAUAAAGUGCCCAACUUUAUUCCAUCAGAUGUCCGAAUGAUGUGACCGUUCAGGUGACAUUAAUCUUCCCAUUACUCACCAUACUUCUCUGGCAGCUUUGCUAUUAAUAGAAGUUUUCAAGAACAAUUUUUAAAAUGCUUUUUAAAGUCCUGAUUAUUACUUAUUGAAUCAUGAUGGAAAGAUGGCAAAUUAAUACUUAUUUUGCUGAUAAUUCCACAAGGUUUAGUAAUCCCAUUACCCCAGUGGGCACAGUACCUUGAAUUGCCAGGAGAUUUAAAAAGAGAAGGGUGGCAGUUAAAUCACACAACUAGGGAGGUAUGUUUUAACAAUAGACAAAUUUGGGACAGAAAUGUGGAAGGUCUUUGUAAAUUGUGUGUGAACUCUUAACCAUAACCUUUGUAAUUUUUUUAAGACUGCAAUGAAUCAAGGAUGAAUAAUAUCCCAUUUCCUUGCUUAAGAAUCUGUGCUAUGUGAAUAUACUGCACCAGAUUGGUUAUGGCUGGCAGCACUGGCAUUGUACAGUUAAUAUUGUGAUGACCUUGAAGUUUAGGUUGCUCCAUGCACCCUUUAAACCCUAAUGGUUAACAAGUCCCAGUUAAAUUUCCACUGUACUAUUUCAAUCCAGCUGGUGACCCACUUGCUGUGAAAAUGUUGCCCAAUGAACCACAAGGAACAAAUUGAUAGAAUUAACCUGAGAGCCAUUUACAAGGUCUGUUUAUACAUUGAGGAGCCUGAGUCUGCUUCAUCUCAAAUCAACUGAUAACAACAGGGUUUCAGGAAUUAGAUUCCCAUUCCUAUUUUAUAAAAAUAACAUUUAAUCAGUUUAUUAUAAUAGUUGGCGCAUGGCCAAGUGGUUAAGGCAUUCAUCUAGUGAUUUGAAGGUUGCUAGUUCAAGCCUUGGCUGAGGCAGCGUGUGUAUCCUUGAGCAAAGCACUUAACCACACAUUGCUCUGCGAUGACAUCGGUGCCAAGGUGUAUGGGUCCUACUGCCCUUCCCUUGGGCAACAUUGGUGGCGUGGAGAGGGGAGACUUGCAGCAUGGGCAACUGCCGGUCUUCCAUACAACCUUGCCCAGGCCUGCGCCCUGGAAACCUUCCAAGGCACAAAUCCAUGGGCUCACAAGACUAACAGAUGCCUAUAUAAUAGUGGAAUUGUAUCUCCAGUUGACUGAAGAUUAGAUGUUGCAUGGACAGAACAUGAGGAAACAUCUGCUUAAGCCCUCAACACAAAAAAGAUUCCACCCACAUCAGCCCCAGUUUUCCUCUGGACUACCCUUUAGAGAAUCACACAAUCAAUUCCCCAUUGAAGACUUAGCUGCCAAAACAUUGAUUUAUUUUCAAAGCUGUGGAACUGCUCGUACAAUCAAAAUGAGUGAAGAAUAGAAAACAAAUGUAUUUUGUAUCAGUCACGGUCAGCAUUUUCACUCCAUCGGUCUCAAAGGUAAUUAUUUGUGGUACCCUAUUUUUUACCUGUACUUUGGAUUCAAGAAAUGAUGAAUGGGAAUCACGUGUAAGCCAUUAAACUACAGACCAGUGAACUACUGCUGCCCUUACUGACAUCUGGACACAUGCAAUCUCCAGCUGAGGCCACUGGGCAGGCAAAUUCUGGGUGAUUUUAUUAUCAGCAAUGACAUAAUUGGCCUUCAACUGAGUACAAUUAAUUUUGGAGAUCACAUGGUCUGAGUGUUAAGAACUUGAGGUAGGCAGGCAGAAAUUAACUAUCUGGUCCCUACAGGGUUAAUAUUGUCACAUGUACUGAGGUGCAGUGAAAAACAGUUUUGCAUGUCAUUUAGUAAUACUUGGAUUCUCCGAUCUUGACCACAGCCUCAUUUUCCUGCCCAUUCCCCAUCAUCCUUGACUCACCUAUGGGCUCCACACCUCAGCCUUCAUUGCUUCCCUUUGCAGAGAUUUCUAAAGCUUCAUGAUCUUCUGAGAGAAAAAAAUAUUAACUUUUAAAGUGGUUGUCCCUCAUCCCCCAAUUGCACUCCCUCAUCUGAAAUCCUCCAGGAGGAAAUUUCCUUUCAGCAUCUUCCUUGUUCUAUUUAUAUUACUUCUCAUUCUUCUAAAUGCCAAGGCACUACCUUUUGUCAUGCCAAGAAUCAUCCUGUGUCAACCAAAGACUAAAAUGUGAUGCUAUCCAUGCCGUAGUCAAGAACUGAAUGGUUUCUUCUUGAAGAGGUGAAACGGCUGUGCUUCCUCCCACCCUGUCCACUGACCAGAAUCUGCUUAGGCUCCAGCACUGUAGCUCGCUGUGGUCCUCAUCUUUAAACUCAGUUGCUAAAACAACAAUCAUGAAAUUAGCCUUCCCAUGACUCACAGUCUCACACACACUGGUGCACUUUUCCUAGCAUAGGGUGAAAGGGGACUGAGGAGGAAAAAUACCCAUUAUUUUUUCCAUUUUUUUAAAGACAUGGAAACCCCACAGCAAUCAGUACCCAGAAACAAUUUGCUACUUGUUUUUAAAAUAUCAUGAUCUCACAAUUCUAGGAGCUCUUUCUCAGUCAUAAUCUGGUGGACACACUGUAAAAUUACAUUUUGGGCACUUGUGUGACCCCACACCUCUGGAAAAAGUAGCAAUUUAAAGCACUUUAUUGCUUUAAAUGUUAAAGAAUUUAAAAAAAUAGUUUCAAUGUCAACUAAUGCUUUUUAAGCCAGUAUUAAUUAUUACCUUAUAUUCCAAACCAGUUGUAAUUGUGUAGUUUUUUUAUUUGUAAUGUAUCAUUUGAAAUUGUCUCAGGAUGUUUUGUAUCACAAUAAAGCACAUGG